Molecule: messenger RNA, 339 nt
Organism: Gongylonema pulchrum
Lineage: Eukaryota; Metazoa; Nematoda; Chromadorea; Rhabditida; Gongylonematidae
Source: the annotation of a GenBank genome assembly
AUGAUAAUUUACAUAUUGUCAGUGGUACUAUCAUCUAUAACAGUAGUCAGUGGAAUACAAUGUUAUUCAGGAAGUCAGCUGCAGGUUAUAGAAUGCCCAAGCAUGAACUGUAUUAAACAGUCACUUGGAUUUGACACAGUAAGAUACUGCGAUGGAACAGGCGUAUCAUCAAUUUGCCAAACAUACCGCAUAUUCGAGGCUUGUCAAACAAUCCCAAAUCUUGGACAGAUAUGUUGCUGUGCAGAUAACCUGUGUAACUCUUCUCAACGUGUCUUCAGUUCCAAAUUUUCAUUUAGUGCUUUACCACUGCUUUAUUUGUUAAGGAUAGCAUUAUUGUAA